Messenger RNA from Fusarium subglutinans, 1680 nucleotides. Its product is annotated as ankyrin repeats (3 copies) domain protein. NCBI's taxonomy places the organism in Eukaryota, Fungi, Ascomycota, Sordariomycetes, Hypocreales, Nectriaceae. The transcript has a single exon. Gene Ontology annotation, cellular component: T-tubule. The record is from RefSeq and is a predicted model, not a curated record. The coding region runs from base 1 to 1680 and encodes 559 amino acids. Gene Ontology annotation, biological process: protein localization to T-tubule; regulation of cardiac muscle contraction.
AUGCGUCCAACUUCUCCCUUUCAUCAAGUCAAUGAGCUUUCGCUUAUUUGCUCCCAAAGUUGGGGUCGUGGUUCUCCUGAUCGUUUGGACCAAGAGCUAUCUUCAGGAGCUGACCCCAACAAUCAGCCAGAGAGAGCCCAUGAGUUACUCUCUUCUAUCGAGUCACUUUGGUAUGCUCAAGAUCCACCACCGCAGUUUGAGCGGUAUGGCGAGCAGUUUCAGCCUCCUCUUUACUGUGCUGCCAACACAUUCUCCAGCACGCCAGUUUUCAAAAAUGAAAGACUGCAAAUGAUUGUUUCGCUUCUUCGGCAUGGAUCCAAUCCUUUUCUGGAAUUUCCGCAAGCUCUACGCAAUCCCAGACAUUCCUCUGGAAGCAGAGCGCCGUUCCCCGGUGAAGACCCUCCACGAACUCCAGUCGCAGACUACCCCCUUGAACUCAAUAGUCUAGAGUCGUUCGAAGAGGAAGAUCGUCCGCACUUUUCAGACGAUGAGUGGGAUGACGAGAAUUCAACGCCUGUUUGGGGUGCUCGGCAUCUUAUACAUGCCAUCAUCGAGGACGGGAUUUGGCUCAAGCCUUUGAUGGACUAUCCCGGCUUUCUGGAAUCAUUAGACCUUGAACAUCGUGAUCCUCAAGGACGCACACUCCUGCUCAGCGCGUGCCGAAGUGCAGCUGGGGCCGAUAUACUUGCUGGAACCGCUUUGGCGGAUGUUGAUUGGAGAGUAGAAAACGGAGACCCAGGCGAGAAAUUUUAUCCAAGCUGGGAUCGAUUUUUGGGGCCGAGUGAGUCAGAUUUCUCAGAGCCAGGCUCGGAAUCUUUGAUUGAAGUAUUGCUUCGGCUUGGGGCAGACCCUCUCGCGGUAGACAAUCAAGGGAAAAACGCGUUGCAUCACCUCCUCGUCGAAGUCAGUAAUAAUGGAGAUGCGGAGUUACCCAUAGUUCGGCGUUCUUUACGCAUCAUUUCGUCGAGAUACCAGUCUUUGGUCGACCAACCUGAUCACCAUGGAACAUAUCCUCUACAUGCAGCUCUUCGGCGGAUGCGCCUCCAUCCCUUGGCUGAAAGCCGUUACUCCGUUGCCAUGGCAGAGCCUCUCGGGUGUGUUCAGGAUCUUAUAAGAGCUGGUGCUGAUCCUCGGGCCAAAGACAGAAAGGGCAAUAUGGCGCUGCAUUACUUAGCUGAUGACGAUUUGACUGCCGCCUGGCACGGGUCAGAAAAGCGACAACUGUUCCAUGACCUGUUAAAGAUCGCGUUUUGCGAUGAUAUAAAUAUGCGAAACGACGCAGGAAAGACUGUGGCAGAGCUCAUAUUGGAUGAUAACGGCCACAUGGAUGAUGAAAAGGCGAGUACCUUUCGCUCGACCAAUACGGACGAGGAGCAAGAUUGGCAACUUUGGAACCACGUCGAUGUCGAGGUUCUUAACGCCCUAGAUGAGGCCGGGGUUGAUUGGAAGGCAAAGACAUCAGAAGGUGGAAACUUGUUACAUAUCGUGGCAAGAUCUGGGCUUGACGAUCGCAGAUUGAUUUUGAGGAGUCGAUAUCUGGUGCAAAAGGGAAUCGAUGCAAAAGAACCAGACGCAGAUGGUUGGACAGCGAGGAAGAUUGCAGAGCAUUACAAGUUGAACAAAUUACAUUUCUAUGCAGAGCUCGGUAGGCUGGAACAGGGUGAGGUUGAGGAUUACUAG